Drosophila montana is the source of this 2671-nucleotide messenger RNA. Its product is annotated as very long chain fatty acid elongase 7. The coding region runs from base 92 to 1153 and encodes 353 amino acids. Gene Ontology annotation, cellular component: endoplasmic reticulum membrane. Gene Ontology annotation, molecular function: fatty acid elongase activity. The transcript has 7 exons. Lineage: Eukaryota; Metazoa; Arthropoda; Insecta; Diptera; Drosophilidae. Gene Ontology annotation, biological process: very long-chain fatty acid biosynthetic process; fatty acid elongation, polyunsaturated fatty acid; sphingolipid biosynthetic process. The record is from RefSeq and is a predicted model, not a curated record.
CAACAGCAUCAGCAACAUCAGCAACAGCAUCAGCAACAUCAGCAACAGCAACACCUGCAACAACAGCAACACCUGCAACAACAGCAACAACAUGGAUGUACUCAUGCAUGAUGCGUUACAUUGGUACAGAGACCUAAUGGACAAUAAAAGUGAUCCGCGCGUGAACAACUUCUUUCUGCUCUCCUCGCCGCUGCCCACACUUGGCUUGUGCAUAUUUUAUGCAUACUUCAGCAAAUCGCUGGGCCCCCGGCUGAUGGCUAACCGCAAGCCCAUGGAUCUCCGCAAGGUGCUAGUGUACUACAAUGCAAUACAGACCAUAUUCAGCGCGUGGAUUUUUUAUGAGUACUUAAUGAGCGGCUGGUGGGGUCAUUAUAGCUUCAAGUGUCAGCCCGUCGACUACAGCAACAGUCCCAUGGCCAUGCGGAUGGUCAAUAUCUGCUGGUGGUACUACAUAUCAAAGUUUACAGAAUUCUUUGACACGCUCUUCUUCAUAUUGCGCAAGAAGAACGAGCACGUUUCAACGCUGCAUGUCAUACACCACGGCUGCAUGCCGUUCUCGGUGUGGAUGGGCCUUAAAUUUGCACCGGGUGGCCACAGCACUUUCUUUGCCCUGCUAAACUCGUUUGUACACAUUGUGAUGUAUUUCUAUUAUAUGAUUGCUGCCAUGGGUCCAAAGUAUCAGAAGUUUAUCUGGUGGAAGAAAUACCUAACCACCUUUCAAAUGGUACAAUUUGUGGCCAUAUUUACGCAUCAGUUCCAGCUGCUGUUCCGGGACUGCGAUUACCCCAAGGGCUUCAUGGUCUGGAUUGGCCUGCAUGGCGUGAUGUUCCUAUUUCUGUUCUCCGAUUUCUACAAAGCCAAAUACCUAAAUGCGCAGCGUCGUCGCCGCGAGGCCAUCAAGGCCAAUGGCCACUCCAACGGCGUUCACACGAACGGCAAAGUCAAGCAUUUGGGCAGUGGCGAUCCCCAGCUAACCAAUGGCGGCCACAAGGGUGCCUGUAUGCCCGUUUUGGAGGAUGAAUAUGUGAAUAGCAAUGGGCAUGUGAAUGCCUAUCAGGAUGGUUACUUCAAGGAGGGCGUACUAUCUACCAACGAUGCCAUCCUGAAUCCGGACAGCAGUAGCUCUAGUCUUCAUCAGCGCAAAGUCAAAUAACUACUACUAAGACGUACUACGAUGAUAUUCAUUAUGUUUACUUUAAGUGUUUAGCAAGUAACUAAAUUGAUAGAGCAGAUCGAAACAGGCUGACGGCAGAAUAAUAAUGCGUCCAUGCAAUUAUGACCAUUGGCAACAAAAAGCAACAAAAAUCAGAAAAAAUCAGCAAAAUCUAAAAAAACAAAAGAAAAGUAAUAAACCAUUAUUUGAUUUUAGUAAUUUAUGAUAAAUAUGAUUGUAAAAGCAAGCCAGAUAUUAGUGUAUAAUGUGAAGCCACAUGGCUCACAUAUAUAUAUAUAUAUGUAUUUAUAUAUAUAUAUAUAUAUGGGCAGACCAAAAACCAGAACCAGGGAACCUAAUUUCCCUCCACCAACAAGACCAUCAGCACCACUGUAGCCGAAGCCGUCAGAUAGAUUAGGAGGAGGAUAACAGAAUAGAACUGCUUUAAGAAAGAAAUGUUUAUAUAUAUCUAUAUAUAUAUAUAUUGUCGAUUGUAUUAUUCCCCCAAAUAAUAUUCUUACGCCCACAUAAAUGAACAUAUUUUUUGUAAAAAUAUUUGUAGGCUAAAUUUGUAAUUCUCAAUUUGAGGCGUAUUCUAAACUGGGCAACAGAUAUCACAUUUAUACGAUAGGGCAAAUUGACAAAUCCCCACUUAAUACAACAACAAUAAUAAAUAUAUAUAUAUAAAUAUAUUUACUUAUGUAACGAUACACUCACACACACACACACACACACAAAUAUAACUAGGCAUUAUCAUUAAUAUGAGAAAUUUGGAUAACAAACUGAGACGUCAACCUAACGAUAAAAGAUAACAAAACAUGCUCUUAAGCCUGCUUUAAACUUAAACGUUAAACUAAUUGUAGCUUGUUUUUGUAUAUUGAAAGAUAGAGAGAGAGAGAGAGAGAGAGAGAGAGGGAGAGAGAGAGAACAUGUUUGUUGCAAUAUUUUGUAAAUGGUCUAAUAGUUAAAACUUAUAUAUAGUGCGACGUUGUAGUUAGCUAGCCAAUUGCAAACUAAAACAAAAACUAAACAAAUUUAGCACAAAAUGCUAAUGCUGCGAAAACAACAACAAAACAUUAUGGAGGAAUAGCUUUAGACUUUAAGUGUAAAACAGCUGAAGGAGCAGACAAUCGGUUCGGCGUUGAGCCCCCAACCCCAUUUGAAAACUAGAAGCAAACGAAAUUUAAACAAACUCCCAAUACCUUAAACAUUUAUAUGUAUAACCAUUUUGUUUCACAUUUCAUUUUUAAAUAUUUCAAUUCUCGGUGUGGCUUUUGUGCGUAGGUUUUUUUUUAUAUUUGUUACCCUCUAUAUUUGGUUUGUAAAUGUUAAAAUAGUUUUUUAUUUGGCGCUUAGCGAAAUGAAAAAAAAAAAGAGUUAAGAGUUAUUUGUACUACAGUCUGUUAAACUGUGCAUUGGUUUCUUUGUUAAGUUGUGGUUUAAGCUGACAAGUUCAAAAACUAUGGAAAACAUGAGAAAAAAGCUUAUUAAUUUAUAUUAAAGAAAUAUGAAAGCAAA